This is a messenger RNA of Harmonia axyridis, 2381 nucleotides long. RefSeq names its product zinc finger protein 808-like. Bases 356 to 2194 code for a protein of 612 amino acids. Gene Ontology annotation, biological process: regulation of transcription by RNA polymerase II. Gene Ontology annotation, cellular component: nucleus. The transcript is spliced from 2 exons. The record is from RefSeq and is a predicted model, not a curated record. Lineage: Eukaryota; Metazoa; Arthropoda; Insecta; Coleoptera; Coccinellidae. Gene Ontology annotation, molecular function: RNA polymerase II transcription regulatory region sequence-specific DNA binding; DNA-binding transcription factor activity, RNA polymerase II-specific.
AUAUUCAUAGAUAAGUAUUUAAAUUUAACUAACCUUAUUAUCUUGAAUGUAUUGAUAAUUGAUACUGUAUUGUCUCUGAUUCUACUUUAUUUUAAAUUAAAUUCGAACUUAAAUUCACAAAAGAACCUACUUAUAUCCUCCUUUAUAUCCUACUUAUAUCCUCGUAACAGUAAGUUCAUGUUUCUCGUAUCCUCAUUUAUUCCAUUAUUCCUAUUUGUCAGUUAAGCUUGAAUGCGCUGAUAUUCCAAAAUCUAGUUAACCAUUCCUGUCAUUUUGAUUCCAUUAUGUUUUAUAUACUUUUCAAAUUAUGAUUGUAGGAAAUCUUAAAAAGCGACGUACAUAGGAGUAGUUUUAUAUGUACCCAUUCAAAAUGGAAGUGGAAGCAAAUGAAAAUGAUCAAAUGAUUGAGUGUUCAGCUUUUGAAGGUGACUUCAAGAUUCAUCUAGGAAAAAUGGAAGAUGUUGAUAUUUCCGAACAUUUCAUUGAUGAAAAUGCAGUUUAUGACAGGACAUUGUACUUGGAAAAUAUCCAUGUAAACAACUUGGAAUAUCUAUCUGAACAUAAAGGUUUUCCUAAUUCUUUAAAACCGAAAGAAUCAACCCAAAUUCAUGAAGAAUUCUUUAAUUUGAAAAUGGAAAAACAUGAUUGUAACCUAUGUGAUUACGCUACAACUCUGAAAAAUAAUCUCAAACAACAUAUACUUUCUAUUCAUCCAAAUCUGAAGGCACAUAAGUGUAGCCUAUGUGAUUAUGCUGCGAACCAGAAAGUGAUUCUCAAACGACAUAUUGAUUCAGUUCAUUUAAAAUUGAAGAAACAUAAGUGUCACUUUUGUGAUUAUGCUGGAACUGUGAAAGAUAAUCUUCAAAAACACAUAAAGUCAGUCCAUGUAAAUUUGAAGAAACAUAAGUGUCAACUGUGUGAUUAUUCUGCAAAUUAUAAAGCGCAUAUCAAUCAACACAUGAGGUCAGUUCACUCGAAUUUGAAGGAACAUAAAUGUAACCUCUGUGAUUAUGCUACAAAUCAGAAGGGACAUCUCAAUGCACACAUGAAUUUUAAUCAUUUAAAUUUGAAGGAACAUAAAUUUAACCUGUGUGAUUAUGCUACAAAUAGGAAAUUGACUCUCAAAAAACGUAUGAAAUCAGUCCAUGUAAAUUUAAAGAAACAUAAGUGUCAACUGUGUGAUUAUGCUGCAAAGUAUAAAGCUCAUAUCAAUCAACACAUGAAGUCAGUUCACUCGAAUUUGAAGGAACAUAAAUGUAACCUCUGUGAUUAUGCUACAAAUCAGAAGGGACAUCUCAACGCACACCUGAAUUCUAUUCAUUCAAAUUUGAGGGAGCAUAAAUGUAACCUGUGUGAUUAUGCUACAAAUAGGAAAGUGACUCUUGAAAAACACAUAAAAUCUAUUCACGUUAAUUUGAGAGAACAUAAAUGUCAACUGUGUGAUUAUGCUGCAAAUCAUAAAGUGCAUCUCAAUCAACACAUGAGUUCUGUACACUUGAAUUUGAAGGAACAUAAAUGUAACCAGUGUGAUUAUGCUACAAAUAAGAAAUGGAUUCUCGAACAACACAUAAAAUCAUUCCAUGUAAAUUUGAAAGAACACAAGUGUCAAAUGUGUGAUUAUGCAACAAAUCAUAAAAGAUAUCUCAAUGACCACAUGAAUUCUGUUCAUUUGAAUUUGAAGGAAAAUGAGUGUCACCUGUGUGAUUAUGCUACAGCUCAUAAAUCACAUCUCAAUCAACACAUGAAUUCUGUUCACUUAAAAAUAAAGAAUCAUAUGUGUCACCUCUGUGAUUUUGCUACAAGUCAGAAACCAAGUCUCAAACGACAUAUAAAUUCAAUUCAUUUAAAAUUGUAUGAACAUAAAUGUCACCUAUGUGACUAUGGUACUAGUCGAUAUAUGAAUCUCAAACAACAUAUAGAAUCUGUUCAUAUAAAUUUCAAAGAAUAUAAAUGUAAUCUCUGUGAUUAUGCUACAAAUCAGAAGGGACAUCUCAAUGAACACAUGAAUUCUGUUCAUUUGAAUUUGAAGAAAUAUAAAUGUAACCUGUGUGAUUAUGCUACAGUUCAUAAAAGAUAUCUUCCUCGACACAUGAAUUCUGUUCACUUGAAAAUUAAGGAUCAGAAGUGUCACCUCUGUGAUUAUGCUGCAAAUCAGAGAGGGAAUCUCAAACGACAUAUAGCUUCAGUUCAUUAAAAUUGAAGGAGCAUAAGUGUCUAUUUUCCAGACAGGGUAAGCUCUACAUAAUAUAAAUGGAUUUGGAGGAAAGUAAUUGUCACCUUAAGGUUAUUAUGAAAUAAUAUCCAUUUAAAAUGUUCGAAAUAUUGUUCAAAUAACAAUAAAGUUUGUUCUAAAUACAGAAAUAAAAUUAGAUUGCAUAAAG